This is a messenger RNA of Onychostruthus taczanowskii (white-rumped snowfinch), 2044 nucleotides long. RefSeq names its product heterogeneous nuclear ribonucleoprotein D (gene HNRNPD). Gene Ontology annotation, cellular component: nucleoplasm. Gene Ontology annotation, biological process: regulation of gene expression. NCBI's taxonomy places the organism in Eukaryota, Metazoa, Chordata, Aves, Passeriformes, Passeridae. The record is from RefSeq and is a predicted model, not a curated record. The coding region runs from base 295 to 2031 and encodes 578 amino acids. The transcript is spliced from 7 exons. Gene Ontology annotation, molecular function: RNA binding.
AGCACACAAGGGGCUGAGGGAGACCUGUGCCAGAAGAACAUGGUUUCAUUACUCCAGUGGUUUGUUAAUACACAAAACCCUGCUAAGAGCCAAGUUUUACUUCAAUCUGCGAUCCUCCCACUCGGCACUAGUGAAGUGCAGCUGGAGUAUCGUGUGCAGGUCUGGGCUCCUCAGCACAGGAAAGGCAAGGGGCUCCAGGGAAGGGCCACAAAGACGAUGGCUGGAGCAUCUCUCUCCUGAGGAGAGGCUGUGGGAGCUGGGCCUGUUUAGCCUGAAGACUGAAGGGAUCUCACCAUGCACAGCAAUAUCUCAAAGGCAGGUGCCAAGAGGAUAGUGCCUGACACUUUUCAGUGCUGCCCAGUGACAGGACAAGGACCAACGACCACAAACCCAAACACAAGCUCCACUUCACCACGAGGAAGGACUUCUUGCGUGGAGGGCGGCAGAGCACUGGAACAGCUGCCCAGGGAGGUUGAGUCCCCCGUCUCUGGAGCCAUUCCAAACCCACCCCGACCUGUUCCUCUGGUCCUGCCUUGGGCGGGGGGUUCAACUGUAUUCUCUCCAGAGGCCCAGUCCAGCCCUAUCGAUUCCGAUUGUCCAUGUGGGCCCCCCGGGCUCCGGCGGCUCCCGGGGCAGUGCCGAGCUCCCCCCGCGCUCCCUCACGGCUCCCCGGGGGCGGUGUCACGUGUCCCGCCCGCCGCGCUCCUUCCGGCCGCCAUUUUAGGUUGGGUCGGUGGCGGCGCCAUUAAAAACAGGGAGCAAGAGGAGGAGGGAUCGGCGGGAUCGGCGCGCUCGGCCGGGGCCGCCAGCGGGGCCGGGGCCUCGGCGGGGAGGCGGCAGCACCGGGGGUGGCCGGUGCGGGGCGGCGGCGGCGCCAUGUCGGAUCAGCAGUUCGCUCUGGACUCGGCGGCGGUAGCGGCUGGCGCCGGGGGCAGCGCGGCGGAGCCGGCGGAGCAGCCUGAGGGGCAGGCGGGGGCGGGGAGCACCGAUGGGGGAGGCGGCGGCGGCGGCGGGGUCGAGUCGGAGGGAGCCAAGAUCGACGCCAGCAAGAACGAGGAGGACGAGGGGAAAAUGUUCAUUGGUGGCCUUAGCUGGGACACAACGAAGAAGGAUCUGAAGGACUACUUCUCCAAGUUCGGUGAAGUUGUGGACUGCACUCUGAAGUUGGACCCCAUCACUGGGAGAUCGAGAGGCUUCGGCUUUGUGCUCUUCAAAGAGUCUGAGAGUGUGGAUAAGGUCAUGGACCAGAAAGAACACAAGCUGAACGGAAAGGUCAUUGAUCCAAAAAGAGCUAAAGCCAUGAAAACAAAAGAACCCGUUAAAAAGAUUUUUGUUGGGGGCUUAUCUCCAGACACACCUGAGGAGAAAAUACGGGAAUAUUUUGGAGGUUUUGGUGAGGUUGAAUCCAUAGAGCUCCCCAUGGACAACAAAACUAACAAGAGGCGUGGAUUUUGCUUCAUUACUUUCAAGGAAGAGGACCCAGUGAAGAAAAUAAUGGAAAAGAAAUACCACAAUGUUGGGCUUAGUAAAUGUGAAAUAAAAGUAGCCAUGUCAAAGGAACAGUACCAGCAGCAGCAGCAGUGGGGGAGUCGGGGAGGAUUUGUUGGAAGAGCUCGAGGGAGAGGUGGAGGCCCCAGUCAAAGCUGGAACCAGGGAUACAGCAACUACUGGAAUCAGGGGUAUGGGAACUAUGGUUACAACAGCCAAGGUUAUGGAGGUUAUGGAGGAUAUGACUACACUGGUUACAACAACUACUAUGGAUACGGCGACUAUAGCAGUGUGCAUGGUUGUGAGGCAGCACUGCAGUGCUGCUGCAAAGUCCCGUGUCUUUCCCUUGGGUGGGAGUGUUGCCUCUCCUGGUCGUUCUGGAAGGCGCCCCUCCGGUCCCGUAGUUUGGCAGCACUUUUGGUAGGUGAGAGGGAGAGAGCCCCACCUCAGCCGCCCUGCCGACUGUUUGGGUUCCUGAAGCAGCUCUCUUGGCCAAGAAGAGAGCGUGAAUUUGAAGGCUGCAGUGAUCUCGUGAGUGAGUGAGUGAACUCUCCAU